Molecule: messenger RNA, 3043 nt
Organism: Sinocyclocheilus rhinocerous
Lineage: Eukaryota; Metazoa; Chordata; Actinopteri; Cypriniformes; Cyprinidae
Product: E3 ubiquitin-protein ligase PDZRN3
Exons: 3
Coding region: 14-1723 (569 amino acids)
Source: RefSeq, a predicted model, not a curated record
GUACUACAAUCACAUGACCCUGCCCGGGACCCAUAGAGACGGAAGCAGGUACGAGUACCUACCAAACACGCCCAGAGACCUGGAGCACAGAGAACGCCUGGCCUACAAAGACCAUGAGUUCUCCAGCGGCGUGUCUCCGGCACAGAACUGUCUGAUCGGAUGCUGCAACACCAAUCUGGAGGAACCCAGAAGUUUCCAGAGUCAGACUGAUGACGAUGACUACAUGAUGGAGAAACCCCUGGGUUACCUGCCUCUUCACCAUGAGCUGGACAGUGGGCUUGGAUGGACGGAUGGUAGUUUCCACCAGGGGGAGCUGUCGGGGGUGGAGACGGAGGAGGGGCUCGAGGAGCGCCACGGCAGGUCACCAUCGUCUGAGUCAUUCAUCUCGUCUGAACUGAGCGACUCAGGUUUUUACAGCAUCAGCACCGGCGAGUUCCUGCGCUUCCAGCGUCUGCUAGAGAAACGCAUGCGCCAUUACAACGCCCGCAUGCACCACCAGGGGGAGCCGUGCUCUCGCGAACGGCGCGACAGCCAGAUAAAACACCCCCUAGAGGCCAUCCCCGAAACGCUGACGGUGCAGCCUCAAAACGUCUGCACGCCCGUCCCGGGAUCGCGUGGUUUGUCCCGUGUGUCGUCCGUGCAGUACCGUAAGGUGGAGCGGCCAUGUUUGAACAGGCACAGCUCCAGCAGCGGCUCGCUGUUCAAUCCCGCACUGUACUCCACGUGUAGUACGCCCUCCGGCCAGCGACGGCUGCCGCCUCAUCCGAGCUCUGCGGGAAUGCUGAGAAGAAGCAGGACGCUGCAUCACCGCCCUGCGCCCAUGGAGUACCGCAGACGGGCGAGUCACCCGGCCUCGCCCAACUACUGCAGCGGCACGCUGCAUCCCUGCGGCCACAGAGUCAACCUGCCCAUGAAUCUCCCUGAGGAGCCGGCACUUAUGCACACCGUCAGUCACCCGGCACACCCUGUUGUACUCCCCACACAGACUCUACACGCUACCCAUGCAAUGAGUCAACCGUCCCUUAUCUCUCCAGUCGACGAGCACUGCUAUAUGCCUCCAGAACUCCAUGACAACAGCAGGAUCCGAGCAUCCACCGAACCGCAGCUACAGAAGAGCUUUGUGACCCAACAGAUGCCCAACAACAGGUUCCACACCCUAAGUCACACGCCCAGUCAGGACGCCAACGACACCUGGCCCAAACCCGCCAACCGUGCAGGCUCAGGUGGCGGAGGCGGUCUCUACAGCACCUUGGAGGGCCACACACCCACUGCUUCCAUCAGGAAACCAUCCAGCGGGAACCUGCGGGCCUUGCGAAACCAGAUGCUGCGGGAUAGAGCAUCCCGUCUGGCAGAUGAGCGUAGCGGCAUGAGCACGGACGAAGAGAGUCACAGUGAGGUCCGAAUGGGUCGCUACUGGAGCCGUACUGAGCGCCGCGAACACAUGCUGCAGAAACAGCGACAGCUGCAGGCCAGAAGCGGCGGUGGCGGCGGCGUAGCUGCGUCAGGAUUGGUGUAUAGCGGCGGAGUCGUGGGAGGAACUAACGGAGACAGUUGUAAUACCCUUCUCGAGCUGAGCCAGAGGAAACUAAGUCGCCUGAGGAACCGGAAGCUGCUGGACGACUGGACCACCGUAGAGGAACUCCUGACGCACGGAACGCGCCUGGGCCCCAGCGGAGACACCCGGCAGCUGCCUACGUCGUUGCUCACCGUCACAACUGUAUAGCGACACCCACCGAGCGUGUGUUCAGAUUGACGUGUGUGUGUUUGUGUGUGUUGGACCGGCCGCACUACACAAAGCUACCUCCUGAAACUGAGGUUUACUGUAGAUACAGACGUUUCCGAACACCGUAGUACAUUGAUUUUUAAAUGUUAUAUUUGCAGUAUCUUGUUUUGCAUUGUGUUGUAAAGAGAUGUUUCAUUAGGGAGCGAAAUCACUGCAGUUUGAUUCGACCGCAUGAAGCAAUACAACAUAUACCGACACCAGACAAAGUGAAUUUCAUUUGGUGCCAAGAAAAGUUUACGUUGCGGAUCAUUUUAAGGUGGUGCUAAACGUGAGAUUUCAUUUCUUCAACAUAAUUUGCAACUAGCCUAUAAACGACAUCCGAAUUACGUCACUUUUGCACAAGAUUUAAAAAAAAAAUCCCUUUCCGACUGUCUUCCUCUAGCUAAUUUGUGGCGUUAGCACAGCCCCCAUUUUCAAUCAUGAAUCUGAUUCUCUGGGAAUAAUAUCGGAUAAUCUAACGAUGGAUCGGGAGUCGGAUACGCCGCCAGGGCCGGAGACUGGGUGUGCAGGGUUAUGCUGGAGAUCGGGCAGCGGAAAAGUGAGCGUGUGUUGUGAAGUGUGCGGGUUCUUGCACUAUAACUGUAGUUCUGUAGAGUAUUUUUAAAGCUAUUUUUCUUGUGAUCUUCACAAUUGAUGUCACGAAAAGAAACAAAGAACUUUUAUAAAGACUCAAACAAGUGGCGUGUUAUCAAUUUGGAGAGAAAGAUGAGGCGCUGAACUGUGUUUUGUUCUAACGUGCAAAUAUCACGUAUUUUCAGCACACCUUUCCGCAAAUAAUGGGGUUUCAAUUUUACAACGAGCCUCAUGAAACGCCAGCAGAAUGAAUUCUGAAAGUUGAUAAACUGAUGGCAGUUACACAAAUGAAAUGGUGUUCUGAAUGAUUAGAAGAAGCAUUAGUAUUUUUGGAGUCACCUGUGUCAGUGUGGGAGGUUUGCGGAUUUGUUUUUAUUUUUUAUUAUUUGAGCAGAAAAUCAGGAUUUUUCCCACCUGCACUAUUUUUGGUGCACUAGCACUGGAGUGUUUACAAUUUUUCCUCACACAACUGUGACUCUCUGCGACACAUCUCGCUCUCUCGCCCUCGUUUCUGAGGUGAAAUCACGUCAUUUCCGCCGUGAGUCAAACGCUGUGAAUAAUGGAUGUGAACGGAUGGCACAUUAACAGAAAAACUCUGCCUCUCAUUGGAUUUUGCUCGUUUCCACUUUUAGAAAUAAUUUUCUUGGAAUAUGAUGUACAUGUGGUUGUAAUAAAGAUGAGAUUUUA